AUGGAGUCAUCAACUCAGGCCAAAAAAGAAACCCAUGCCAUCAUGGUACAACCAAGGGAAACUGUAUUGACUGGAUUUCCCUACAGACCUCACAGCUCACUGCUAGAUUUCUUGAAGGGAGAGCCACAAGUCUUGGGGGCUGUCCAGAUUCUGCUCGCUCUGAUCAUUGCAGGCCUCGGAUUUAUAAUUACAUUUAAUUUUGCCAAAUUCUCCCAAAGAUUUCCCCUCGUUUUCCUCGCAGGAUAUCCAUUCUGGGGAGCAUUCACCGGGCGAGGUGCCAUGGUCACCAACGUUAUCAGUUCCUUUGUCGCGAUAGCUGGGAUUACUCUCACAAUUAUCAGCUAUAAAGAUCGACACAAUUUCUGCCAGAUGCCUUCCCUUGAAGGAAUAUGCGUUAUAGGUAGAACACUUUUGACUGGAAUUUUGUCAGUCUUACUGAUUGCCAGCAUAGCAGAGUUCAGCAUCUCUGUGACCAUCACAACCUUCAGAAACAAGUACUGGACAAAGUCAACUGAGACUGUGUUUUUCUUACCUUCGGAUGUUACUCAAAAUAAUGAACUGCCUGCCCCAGAAGCAAAUGCCCGAUUAAAAUUUGAGCUUCAAGAAGAGUCUUCCAGUGAUGAUACAACAAACACACAUGCUUUUUUCUUUGGAGGCUAUGCUUUCUUCAAGUUAAGAGUCUCAGGAAGUCCUUUAGCCUCUCAACCCAGGUCACAGCCAGAGAGCGGAGGCAGGGAAAUUGGCUACACACCUGCACCUAUGCCAGAUGAACACCAGGAAAAUAUAUCACCACCUUCUGGACUUUUAGAGGAAGAUACUGAGCUGAGAUCUCUGCCUUCCACAUUGGAGAAAAAACCCGCAGAAAAUAUUAUGUAUGUUCAACCAAGCUAUACAGUUAAACAUCUGGAAGCUAAAGACCUACAACCUGCUAUAGUACAACCCCUAAAAAUGCAAAUCAAAUUGCUCCAGGCCCAAACUUUGCCGCUCCAAGUUUUCCCAUCCCAAUCUGUACGGUCCUAUUUCCAAAAAAUCCGAGUUUUACCACCCCAAGGCUUUCCAACUUAUGCCCUGUCAUCUCGAUUCCUAGAAUCCCAAGCCCUGAAAAUUAAAGGGCCCCUUGUCCCUACAACACAAGUUUUGUUUAUUCAAGAUAUGCCAUCCCUUUCCCUGUCAACUCGAAUCCAAGAAUCUCAGGCCCAGGUAAUUGAAGGGCCUCUUGUUCCCACAACACAAGUUUUGCUUUUCCAAGACUUGCCAUCCCAUGCCCUGCCGUAUCGAGUCCCAGAACCCCAAGCCCGGGUAAUGGAAGGGCCCCUUGUUCCCACAACCCAAGUUUUGUUUUUCCAAGACUUGCCAGGCUAUACCCUGCAUUAUCAAGUCCCAGAAUCCCAAAUGCUAAAAAUUGAAGGGCCCCUUGUCCCUACAACACAAGUUUUCCUUUUCCAAGAGUGGGGAUCCCGUUCCCUGCCAAUUCGAAUUCAAGAAUCCCAAGCCCGGGUAAUUGAAGCACCCCUUGUUCCCACAACACAAGUUUUGCUUUUUCAAGAUUUGCCAUCCCACGCUCUGCCAUAUCAAGUCCCAGAAUCCCAAGCCCUGAAAUUUGAAAGACCCCUUGUUCCUACAAUGCGAGUUUUGUUUUUCCAAGACACACUAUCCCAAACUCUGCCAGUCCAAGCCUUGCCAUAUAAAGGCCCAACAUUUCAUGUCCUGGAGCCCCAUAUUCUGGCAUCCCAAUACAUGCCAAUCCAAGACACACCAUCUGAAGAGUCCACAUCCCAACACACUCCAUCCCAAUACACAACAUCCCAAAACAUACCAUCCCAAGACACACUAUCCCAAGAUACAUCAUCCAAAGACACGCCAUCCCAAGAGCUUUCAGUACAAGCCCCAACAUCCCAUGCUGUACAGUCCACGGAUCAGCAAUUUAAAGACUUACUAUAUCAAGACAUUAGAUCAGAAGUCAUGUUACUGACUCAACAAUGGAAAUUUGAGGAGGAAUUCCAUGUCAGGAAAUCCUCAAAGUGGCAUUCCCUGGGAAAACAAAAAAAAGGCUUGGAAUCCCCAAAGAGGAGAUCAUUAGGCCUGCAACACCAAUGCCAGAAAUCCCCAAAGCAUAAAUCCCUAGACCAGGAAAGCCAAGGCCAGAAAUCCCCAAGGCAGAAAUCCAUAGACCAGCAAAUCAAAAAUUGGCUAUUCCCAAAGCGGAAAUCCCUAGACCCACAAAGGAAAGGCUGGCAAUCCCCAAGGAAGCAAUCUUCAAAUGGGCAAGCCAUAGAUAAGCAAAUGACAAUGCAACAACCUCCAGAUCAUCAGGCUGAAGACCAGCAGGCCCAAGAGGAACAAUCCCCAAAGCAACAAUCCCAAAAUGGGCAAGGUGAAGAUCAACAAUCCCUGACGCGACAAGAUAAAUGUCAGCAGGCUGAUGGGGAACAAUCCCCAAAGGAAAAGCCCGAAGACUGGCAAGCCAAAGGACAGAAAGCUCAACAGAAGAAAGCUCCAAAAAAUCUAUGCAAAGAUUGGAAAUCACAAAGCCGUGAAUCCCAAGACUGGCAAUCCUCAAAAAGUAAUCUCCACAUUGGAAAACCCAAGGCUGGCAAACUUUCUGCCAGCAAUCCCAAGACUGGAUAA
Molecule: messenger RNA, 2628 nt
Organism: Loxodonta africana (African savanna elephant)
Lineage: Eukaryota; Metazoa; Chordata; Mammalia; Proboscidea; Elephantidae
Gene: MS4A14
Product: membrane spanning 4-domains A14
Source: RefSeq, a predicted model, not a curated record